UUAACGUGUAAAUGUCGUCUGCGUGGCCGCCAUUAUGUCGGUCAGGACGUCGAGAGAACAGAGAUGUUCAAACUUUACCGAUUAGCUAGCUAGCUAAGCAGACGUUACCCUGGUAUUUCCGUGUUUACCACUCGUGUCCAGACUUGUAUUUAAUUGGCAUGAAAGGCUGGAAAACAAACUUGGCGUACCUUAAAUUAGUUUUUCAAUAAAUUUCCGAAAAUGUGAGCUGGCCGGAUGAGUGUUAGCAUUUCAUCUUAGCAAGCUAACUUUGUUGUAUGGAUACGUCAGGAUCCACUCACCAGGAAGUCAGGAUGGGGGGAGUGUUUGCAAAGGUCUUUGCGGGUUUGUUUGGGAAAAAGGAGAUGAGGAUCCUCAUGGUCGGUCUGGAUGCUGCCGGAAAGACAACAAUUUUGUACAAGCUCAAGCUCGGAGAGAUUGUGACUACUAUUCCAACAAUCGGUUUCAAUGUAGAGACAGUAGAGUACAAGAACAUCAGUUUCACAGUAUGGGAUGUUGGUGGUCAAGACAAAAUUCGACCGCUGUGGCGUCAUUACUUCCAGAACACACAGGGUCUCAUCUUUGUCGUUGACAGCAACGACAGAGAGCGAGCUGGGGAGGCUCGUGAAGAGCUUUCUAGAAUGUUGAAUGAGGAUGAGCUGCGUGAUGCUGUGCUAUUAGUCUUUGCCAACAAACAAGACCUUCCGAAUGCCAUGAAUGCAGCAGAAGUCACAGACAAGUUGGGACUUCACAGCCUACGCAGUAGAACAUGGUACAUUCAGGCAACCUGUGCCACCUCCGGGGACGGCCUUUAUGAGGGUCUGGACUGGUUGUCUAAUCAGCUGAAAAGCAGAUCUUAACCUGCUGUUCACAACUAUUCUUCUACACCCAAUCUACUCUACUCUUAAGGUGUUGCCAAACUGAGUUACCUUGUCCAAAAAAGAAAAAAAAAAAUAUGCAGGUUUUUCUAGUUUCACCUCAGAUGUUAUUAUCACAAACAUAUAGACCAGAUGCGCGGGUGAUUUAUUCUUCUAAAGCUGUGGGUUUUUUUGGUUUUUUUUUAUGUAAAUGUAAGUGUAUUUGGUAAUGGAGCAGCUUCUUGCACACAUACAAAUGGUAAUUUCUCUUUCUGGUUGUUGAACAGCCAUCGAUGCAUUCAAUAAGAAAAAGGGAAGCGAUGGAAUAAGAAUGGCCCCUAGGACCUCAACGCAAUCUGAUGACUGGUUAUGAUCUGGUCACACGUACUGUAAAGAGUGGUCCGUGAGGGGCUUUUAGUUUUCUAGAAACCAGAUGGAACAGGAUGCACUACCUGCAGCUACUAUAGUUGUUCAGCCAGUGACUACAUGUCCCUGAUUACCAUUUAUAAAACACUGGCAUUGACUAUUUGUACUCUGUACUGACAUUCCUCUGUGAACACUAACCAGCGUUUGUGAUACAUGUGAUGGCUUGAUUUUAGAAAUGCUACAAUGAUGUCCCAUCUGUCUGCUUUAUGGAUGUUUUAAAGGCAGUCUGUUGAGUCAGCAUUAAUUUUUUUUUUUUGUAUUUCUGAGUCUCAGGUUUAUCAUGUGCUGCCUCUGCAAUACUUAAUAGAAAUACAGCAUGGUGUGGUCUGCUGGUCUUAAAGGACAUGCAUAUUUACUGGGUGUUUACAUCAUUAAGCUGCACAGGAGCUUUUACCCAACUUAGUACAUAUUUCAACAGCCAUAUGCUAUAACUUGUUAUGUGUAUUGUGGCAGGUAAUUGGAACGAAAGGAGUUGCACACCGCCCUUCUGUCUUCACUAAAGGCUUCAGCAAGUGAUGCUUUUUCUUUACUCUGUCAUCAAAUGUGGGAAAUGGCAUUUUUAAUGGCAAUACAGAAUCAUUUUCAGCUACAUGUUUGAUAAAAGAAACCAGUAUUUCUUUGUUUGCAGCACAUCAUCCCUGAGGUAAACAGGACAAGGUAUCCAAGACACAUGUUGCCUCUUAUUUCCAAGCUUCUUUUCUUAAAGGUGUGGGUCUUGCUUUACUACUCUGAACGUGUUUCAGGGCUGCAUAAAGAUUAUUUGAUUUAUAACUGCUUUAAUUUAUCUUAAUCUCUUAAGAUUUUUUUUAUGUAAACCUUUUGUUUUGUGAGGAAAAGGCAAUGUAAUUUAAGUGACUGGGUAAAAAAAAUCUUUCAAUCUAUGCAAUAAAAAUGUCAAAUGCUGAGGUUUGAAA
Molecule: messenger RNA, 2194 nt
Organism: Acanthopagrus latus (yellowfin seabream)
Lineage: Eukaryota; Metazoa; Chordata; Actinopteri; Spariformes; Sparidae
Gene: arf1
Product: ADP-ribosylation factor 1
Exons: 5
Coding region: 276-857 (193 amino acids)
Biological process (GO): intracellular protein transport; vesicle-mediated transport
Cellular component (GO): plasma membrane; cytoplasm
Molecular function (GO): GTPase activity; GTP binding
Source: RefSeq, a predicted model, not a curated record